AUGUCCAACAUCCCAGUAGCUGUGGUGACUGGAUCCAGCAAAGGCACUGGAUUUGCCAUUGUGCAGGGUUUGUGCAAGCAGUUCUCUGGGGAUGUAUACCUGACAUCCCGGGACACCAAACAAGGCAAGACUGCAGUAGCAAAGCUGCAGGAGGAAAAGUUGAAGCCACUUUUCCAUCAGCUGGACAUCAGUGACCUGCAAAGUAUCCAAAACCUCCGUGAUUUCCUGAAGGAGAAAUAUGGAGGAUUAAAUGUGCUGGUCAACAAUGCAGGAAUAAUUACCAAAGGAAAAGAACCCCAUGAUCCAACUUCAAUGGGUAUACAAGCAGAAGUGACACUCCGAACAAAUUUUUUUGCAACCAGAGAUGUUUGCACAGAAAUGCUACCCUUGUUGAAGCCUAAUGUGAUUUAA
This is a messenger RNA of Hemicordylus capensis (graceful crag lizard), 411 nucleotides long. RefSeq names its product carbonyl reductase [NADPH] 1-like. The coding region runs from base 1 to 411 and encodes 136 amino acids. The transcript is spliced from 3 exons. Gene Ontology annotation, molecular function: carbonyl reductase (NADPH) activity. The record is from RefSeq and is a predicted model, not a curated record. Lineage: Eukaryota; Metazoa; Chordata; Lepidosauria; Squamata; Cordylidae.